Messenger RNA from Phytophthora sojae, 2172 nucleotides. RefSeq lists its product as hypothetical. The record is from RefSeq and is a predicted model, not a curated record. The transcript has a single exon. Lineage: Eukaryota; Oomycota; Peronosporomycetes; Peronosporales; Peronosporaceae. The coding region runs from base 1 to 2172 and encodes 723 amino acids.
AUGGUCCACCCGAUAGAAGCUGAGCGGGAGAGGGAGCGAGAAUCUUCCCGGAACAUUCAGCGGUUUCAGGCCAACCAGUUACACAACCUUCGUGCAACACGCCAGGCAAAUCCAGUGGCUCAAGCAACAUCGGGAUCUGAUUCGGUGUCGCAUGUGAAGACAGAGACCGGGCGUGAGACAUUGCACCCAGUAUCCAGUGUGCCUAUCCAGUCUGGUCAGGCGCCCAUCCAGUCUGCGACGCCGCGUGCCGACGAGCUUCUAGCAGCCCAACUUCAGGCGACGAUCAACAGCGUUCUCAAGGCGAGAGCAACCACGGGAGCCAAGGCGCGCGCUGUUCAAGCUGCGCUGGCGAAGGACAAGCAGGAUGCUCCCGCGAAGGACGCGAAGAAGGUGCCCGUGAAGCAGGAGCCUGCCAAGAAUGCGAAGGACACCAGGUCAGGACCGCGCAAGCGUCCAUCCGGUGGGCGAAGUCGCGGAAGUGGUGACCCCUCCGGAUCCGACCCGGACUCGAGCUCUGAUGACGGCUACGACGAAGGCUACAGCUUAAGCGACUCCGACGACUCGCUCGCGAACGUGCUCACGCACUCCACGUCGGUGACGACGAAGGACGGCAAGACGGUGAUGAACUUCCGGCUGUACGAGAACUCAAACUCACUCGAAGACUUCGACGACAAGGCGUCGUACCAUGAGCGGACACGAUGGUGGGAGCGAUUCCUCACCUUGACCGUUCAGGGUGGUUGGACGGACAGCAUGAAGGUGUACGAGUUACGCCUGAAGCUUCCUACAUCCGCUCGCCACUGGCGUGCACAAUUGCCGAGGCAUGUACGAGACGACUGGACCCAGCUAUCCCAUGCGUUCAAGCGCAAGUACUUCCGGUCUAGGAUGUCCGACUCGGAGAGGUACUACACGAUCGAGCAAGGACGGACUGAAUCGGCGCUUGACUUCUUCUACCGACUGAAUGCGGUCGCCUGCAAGGCGAAUGUGGAGUUCAAGAAGUCAUCUAGGACGCGUGAGAUGCACAUCAAGCGUUUUAUCCGGAAGCUGACCGAGUCGAAGCUUCGAUCCAGUCUGAAGAGCCAGCGUCUGCACAGCAUCAACGACCUGGAGUUCAUUCUGCGUCAAUACGAAGACGAUCACCAGGACAGCGGACGUGAGAACUCGGCAUCCAGACCACGCGACUUCCGCGCGGGCAACGUGCAUCGAGACCGCGAACGCGAGCGAUUCAGACCGAAGGGUCCUGGCCGCGCUUACGUCGUUCAGAGCGAGGAUGAAUCAGGCGAAGAGGAUCGUCAUGUGCGUUUCCAAGACGAGGUGGAUGAACACCGAGUCGAGGUCGCACCAAAGCACGACUCGGUCCCUCCUGCCUCGACACGAUCAGCGGAUCCCGACCUGGUACCGCCAGUACUGGAUGAAGGUGUACUGCGUGACGCAGUGUUCAGGGUGAUGACGGGCUCAGGAAGGAGACCGCCGCCACCUGGCCAACAGUCAGGGGCGUCUCGAUUCGGUCAGCCCUCCGCGCCGCAGUCGCCGAGAAGAAGCAAUCCUGAUUGGAAUGAAUUCUGUGAGCAGUGCGAGAGGCCUGGACACCGACAGGAGAAUUGCUGGAUAGACAUCGUGUGUGAUCGCUGUCACCGACGCGGACACCCGAUGCGCGUGUGCAAGGUCAACCCGUGCAGGAUUUGUGAACGAUUUCAUGAAGGGCCGUGUGAACUUAUGAAGACCAUCGAAGCACUGAAGAAGCUGGCACAAGAUGGAGCACUGAAGGACAUACCGCAGAACCUACUGGAUCAGCUAUUGGAUGACGAGGCGAAUUCAGGGGGGGCCGUUAAACCACUAAGCCCGCUGGGUGGGGACCCAGUACGCGCCGGGCUGAAGGCCCCUGAAUUGUGUGUGUUAGCCUACGUCGGACCAGAGCUGAGGAUCAGCCACCAAGAUAACCAACAAUGCAUGAUUUCUCUGAGCAACGAUGACCCGAUUCAGUCUGACCAAAUUGAUGAUCGUUCUGGAUUGAGCCGUUCCGAAUUGCGAGCACCGGAUGGACCGACUGAAUUUCGGCUGGAACCGGGUGAGCGGUAUGGAUGGUGGGUUGAUCAUGAGCCAGACAAGAAUUCGCAUGAGUUGACUACGGUACAUGGCGCAGUGAACGACUUCCGCUUGCGGAUUUUGUUGUAA